ACACGAAUCAAAUAUCUAAAAUGUGAUUAACUUUUUGUACAUUUAGAUGUUAAAGUCAACUGGACUUACUAAUCACGAUGAUAAUGAAGUCAAGAAAAACUUCUUAAACCAGUUUAAAUUGUUUUGAUUCUGUUGAUACUUAGCUAACUUGUUCACGAGAAUCAAAAAGGUAAUAGUAUUAGAGAGUAAGAAAAGAAAGAGAGAUGAAAAAAUUUUCUCUUCUCUUUCUUAUUACCUGUUUCUUUCAUCAUCAUCAUCCUCAUCUCUUUCUCAGGCCAACCUUUAACAGCGUCAGCAAGUUUUUAAGGUAAUAAAACAAUUGAAAACUUGUUGGUUCCAACCUGUUACCUUGGUCAGAAUACUGAAAGUGCCAAGUCAAUAACGAUAACCAAUUAGUUAAUUUAUAAAUUGUAUUCAUCUAAUUAUCUUUGAGUUAAUUCCAGUGUAAUAAUCAACAUGAACAAUUAAUUCCUUUUAUUGUUGUGGUCAAACAAAAAAAAAUCGUCAAAGGUAAACAUCAUCUUGUUAUUGUUAUUGUUUGGUGAUGAUGUUGAUCUUGAUGCUAUUUUGAUAACAAUUUAGGCCAACUGGUUAAUCUUAAUCUAGUGAAUAAGAUUGGAAAUCAAUCAGUUUAAAAGUUAUAAUUAGUUUUAUUUAUUUCCAAUGAUGUUCCAAAUGGGAUUUAAUGUGAUUCUGUCCAUUAAAGUGGUCAUUUUGUUUUGUUUUCUUGUGGACCAAACUCAAGCCAAUCAACCGCCCACUUUUAUCAAAAACCUUGACCUUUCAGUGGUCAAUGAGAACAGUCCGAUUGGAUUUGUUAUUGGUACUUUACAAGCCGUUGAUCCAGAAAACUCAUCUCUAUCUUAUGGAUUAGAGGGAACUAAUCUUUUCACUGUUAAUCCAAUUUCUGGGGCUGUGUCCGUUUCCUCAUUGAUUGACCGGGAAUCGUUGGGUGGAUCGGUCAAGUUUAACGUUUUCGUUGAGGAUAUUGUCGGUGGUGGUUCUUCAAAUGCCAAUAAUCGAGUUCGAGUUCCGAUCACAAUUUUUAUCAUCGAUGAAAAUGAUAAUCAACCAAAGUUUGAUAUUGACCCUUCACUUGGACCAAUAAGUUCACCAACUGGUCAAUUUAAUGUGAUAACUGUUAAUAUUAGUGAAGAUUCACCACCGGGAACAAUUUUAAUCGACAAGAUAAUCGCUCGAGAUAUUGACCUGGUUGGUUCAAUUCUAAGAGUUUCCUGUAAAUCUUGCUCACCCCAUUUCACGGUCAAUUUAUUAACCGAAGCAUCAACCAAUUUAAUCAGUUUCUCAAUUAGUUUAGUCAAGUCAAUCUCUUACCAGCCCAAUAUGGAGCCAAUUGAAUUACUAUUGACCAUCUCUGAUGGUUCACAUAGUUCAAUGUUGGCCGUUAAAGUGAUCGUUACCAAUGUCCAAAAUAAACCUCCCGUUUUUAUCGGUUCAAACACGGCAGUUGUAUCGGAAGAUUUACCUGUUGGGUCACUUGUUAUGACCCUUAGAGCGGUUGAUGGCGAUUCUCUGUCCAUUGAGGCUUACCGGUCAGGUAUAGAUACGCUUGCAACAAGUAAUGGUCAAGCAAAUGACCUAAGAGGACGUCCAGUUGUCUAUGAGCUGUUAACAAAUCCCUCUGAGUGUUUUAAAUUAGAUUUGAAGACUGGUCAGUUGCGAGUAGCUCGUAAACUGGACAAGGAAGCAUUUCCUUCAACCAAUGGUGUCAUCAGCGUCAAGGUAAAGGCCAUUGAAGUGGACUCACUGGAUUCACCUUAUGGUAAUCGUGAUGAUCCUCUGGCAACAUCAAUCGCUUCGGUGACCAUAACUUUACAAGAUGUUAACGAUGAAUCGCCUCGGUUUAAUCGUCACGAAUAUCAAGUGACCAUUCCCGAAGGUGUUCCCAAUGGGACACCUUUGGCUUCGUUGGACAUGAUGGUCGAAGAUCGUGACACUGGAUCCAAUUCUGUUUUCAAUAUUGCUCUGGACGAUGCUUCUGGUAUCUUUUCCGUUGAACCUCCACUGGCCACUGGAUCAUCUUCGGUAUCAAUUAAAGUGGCCAAAGGUCCACUUGAUUAUGAGAAUCCAAAUCAACGGAAAUUUAUCCUUCAAGUAAUCGCAACUGAAGCUUUUACCAAAGAGCGAUUCUCUUCAACCUCUACGGUCACUGUUAUGAUCGAGGAUGUAAACGAUAAUCAACCAACCUUUGAAGAGGAAAUGUACACAGGUAGUGUUCUUGAGGACGCUUUAGCUGGGACAAUAAUUCGAACCAUCAAGGCCACUGAUCGUGAUUCCCCUAGAAUUACAUCUUUAACUUAUUCCUUGUUUGGAAAUGGUGCUCAUCUUUUCUCAGUCCACCCAACUACCGGUGUUAUAACUGUCGCUGAAUGUGAGACACCAGGUAGAGGAAAUUGUAUCGACUAUGAAACCCGUUCAUCGUAUUACCUUUCGUACCAGGCCAAUGAUGGCUUCGGACAAACUGCCGUCGUCCCGUUAACCAUAAAUGUAAUGGAUUCUAAUGAUAAUCCACCCGUUUUCUUGAGAGAUAAAUACACCGCCAUCAUUGAUGAAGGUUCAACCAAAUUUGAGCCUCCUCUUAGAGUGAAAGCUCGUGACCCCGAUGUGACCUCCGUCAUUACAUAUUCCCUUUUAUCUGGAAAUUCGGAGAAACUUUUCUCUAUUGAAUCCCGUCUUGGUGAGAUUAAAGUUAAUCAAGAGAUUAGAUCAAAAGAGGAAAAGAUUAUCCUUAAAGUUCAAGCAAGUGACGGAGGUAAAGGUCUGGCCACUGCCGAUGUUGAAAUUAUCGUGAGAGAUGCCAACGAUAAUACACCGAUCUUUGAGAAAGAAUCUUAUACAGCUUCAAUCUCCGAAUCAGCUGAACCGGGAACAAUUGUCGAUCGUAUAACGGCCACUGAUUCAGAUUCAGGAAUUAACUCAGAAAUUUAUUAUUCCAUUGAGAAAGGUUCAUUCGAUGCUUUCACCAUCGACCAAAAUACCGGUGCCGUUUCGGUCUCAAACUCUUCAACCUUGGAUUAUGAUCGUAAAUCAACUUAUACGAUUGAUAUUAUCGCUGUUGAUCGAGGUGUGCCCGCUCGAACAGGUACAACCAUGUUAACCGUUAACCUGAUCAAUGACAAUGAUAAGUCACCCUACUUUUACCCGACAACUCAACGAUGUCAGGUAAAUGAGGCCACAUCUCCCGGUACUCGAAUUCAUCGUCUCAAUGCAACCGAUCCAGAUGCCGAAUCACCAGCAUCCUUAAUAUAUCACAUAGAAUCAGUUCAAGGGGUUGAUAAAAAUGGCAUCAGAAUACGACCUCAUGAUAAGGCCAUGUACGAGGUGGAAAAGUUUUUCACCAUCGACACCGAAGGUUGGAUUGUUGUUGGAUCAAAGCUUAAUCGUGAUUCAGCUGCAGUGGUCAACCUAAAUGUUUCCGUUACCGACAUCUCUUCAUCAACACCAACAUCUCAGGUUGGUUUUGGUAACAUAAUCGUCACCCUGAUUGAUCAUAAUGAUUCACCACCAACCUUUUCAUUACCUUGGUCUCCUAAUCGACCUGAAAUGACCUUUUCAAUCGUUGAAGAGCUUCCAAUUGGUACAGUAGUCGCUAGUCUGUUGGCCACUGAUCUGGAAUCAAAGAUAUCCCGUUACACAAUUAAUCCAGAAAGUGAUUACUUUGAGAUAAAUGGUGAGUCCGGAGUGUUGACCAUUAAAAAGUCAAUUGACUUUGAGCGACUUCCACUGACCAGUGAAGGAGAUCUUGAUGAAGGUCAACUAAGGCACGAUCAAAAUGACCCAUCGCUCCCAAUACGAUUCAAUGUUUAUGCUUACGACUCAGGGAUACCAAUAUUAUCUGCAACGGCUAAAGUGACCGUUAACGUUAUUAAUAUUAACGACAAUGAGCCCCAAUUUGAGGUUCCAUUUUACAAUACAACGAUUCCAGAGGACAGUCCACCAGGAUCGGUUGUGGUGAAGGUCAAAGCGACAGAUCAUGAUCGAGGUAAAUUUGGUAAAAUUGCUUAUUCAAUUAUAAGUCAAUCGGGUUCGUCAGUGGCUUCGGUUGAUCAAGCGUCAAGUUUAACGGACAAUUUCAUCAUCGAUUCUGAGACGGGAGUCAUUAAAGUCGCUCCUGGUGCCCUUUUGGAUCGAGAGAAAGGACUUCGAGAGAUAACAUUACAAGUCGCUGCGACUGAUAACCUAGCCGACGAAACGACAAAUUCAUCGACCUCACCAAUCAAUCGAUUCCUUUCAAUUCCUGUUUACAUUAAAAUCGUCGAUGUUAAUGAUAAUUCACCAGCAUUUAAAAAUCGUGAUUACGAAGGUUCAACUUUUGGACAUUUUGAUGGCUCUUCAACAUUAACUCGAAUUCCAGUUCUUCAAGUUUUCGCUGAAGAUCCCGACGAAGGAGUUAACGGUAUGGUGGCCUAUCGAAUCGUCUCUGGUAAUACUCGAAACAUCUUUGAGAUUGACCGAUCAACAGGUAUGAUCUAUGCCGUCCGGUCACCUCUUGAAGUUAAUGGCAAUGUUAAAGAGUAUAAAUUGAAAAUCGAGGCUCGAGAUCAAUCAGGAAGUGGACCAUUUUUUGACGAAACUUUCGUUAAGAUCAAAGUUAUCGAGAUGAAUCGACAUAAACCUCGAUUUAUUAUACCUUCAAGUCCAACUAUAAGUUUCCUCGAGAAUCAAAAACCAGGGACCAAAGUGAUUCGAGUUGAAGCUUAUGAUGAAGACAAUGGACACAACGGAGUUGUCAGAUAUUCGUUCAAAAAAGAUGCAUCGACAAAUGUCCAAGAAACGGAUGAGUUCCAGAUCGAUCCUGAUUCUGGUCUUAUCACGUCAAAAGUACCUUUCGACCGGGAGGAAAAAGAUUCCUAUGAACUGGUUCUAUCUGUUGAAGAUUACAUGGGAGAACCACAAUCAUUUGAAUCUCUUCAAAAAUUGACCGUUCUGAUUAAAGACAUGGACGAUAAUCGACCUGAAUUCCAACGUCAUUCCAACACCGAUGAAACUUAUUUGUUCACAAUCGCUGAGAAUCAACCUCGAGGCAGUUUGAUCGGUAAACUUUCAGCAAUCGAUCGCGAUGUGAUCGAUAAAAAAGUCUAUUAUUAUUUAAUUGGUUCCAAUGGAUCACCUGGUGAAUUUCAUAUCGAUCGAACCAGCGGCCAAUUGUUUUCCAAUGUUUCGUUUGAUCGUGAAUCUCAACAAGACUAUUACCUCGUAAUCAAAGCUACAUCGGCAGCAGAUUCAGCACCCCUGACCUCCGAUAUAAAUGAGACCAACGAAGGUGUUAAAUCCACACUGACGGCUGAUAAACGCAAGGAAAAUGAAAAGAUGACAAUUAAAUCCCGUUAUUAUGAUCCUGAUGAUUUAUCAUUGGCAUUGGUUCAUGUAAUGAUUAGUGAUCUUAACGAUAAUAAGCCAAUAUUUAGUAAGCCCAUUUAUCGAGCAGGGAUCAACCACCGAGCCGAAAUCGGUCGAGCUUUGUCCGUCUCAGUGAAGGCCAAUGAUCCCGAUCAAGGUGCAAACUCAUCACUUGUUUAUACGAUUUCAUCAAUCGACUUGUACAGGAAAGGUUACGAUUCCCCUGAUACUCCAGUUCGUCCAAUUCCCUCUCCGUUCACGAUAGAUCCUGAUUCUGGUAAAAUUAUCACCGCUCAUCUUAUGGCUCAAUAUCCGAUUGGAUCUCGAUUCAUCCUCCACCUUGAGGCUAGAGAAAAGGCUUCACCUCAUCGAACGGCAACCGCAAAGGUUUAUCUUUGGGUCUAUGAUGAGACCAAACUGAUCAAAGUGACCAUAAGAAUGAAACCUGAAGCAAUUAACGCUCGAAAAGACGAGAUUGAAGAGCUACUUUGCAAUGCUACCGAUUCCCGGACCAUUAUCAACGACAUUAGGUAUCAUUUUAGCUCGAAGAUCGGUCGACCUGUGAAAAAAUGGUCCGAUGUUUACACUUUGGUGGUUGACGAUCGAACCUACACCAACCUUAGUCCAGCUCGAAUAAUUGCCAAACUAGAUUCUAGAGCCGAUCUACUUUCAAGUGAGAAUCAAAUUCAAAUUGAAGAAAUCACAUUAGCCGGUGUAUCGGCAGCUCCAUUAGUAACUUCGUCCUUCUUGGGUUUCGACAUUGAAGAUAUGGACGUAAUCUCAAUCGUCCUAAUGGUUCUCGUCUUAUUAUUAAUUAUCGGCUUCCUUUCAAUGGCCGUUGGCUGUUGCUGUCUCCGUACUUGGUAUCACCAUAAACUCAUUGAAUCGGCAUCAAAAGCGGCCUACAAAGCUAAAGUUUCCGCUCUCAAAGGUUACAGUAAUGUAACAAACACCAAUAAUCAAAAUGGUGGACAACAGCAAUCCCAACAGCAGCAACCAAACCAACAACAACAACAACAAAACCAAGGACAACAAUCGUCCCCCGAUUCCCCACCAAGUGUCCACGGUAGUAGCCUUUAUUUGGCCUCGGGUUUCUCGGGUCAAGAAACAGCUAAAUCACGAUGGCGAAAACCAAAGAGCAUCUCAAAUGCUGAUAAACGUCAACAAGUGCCCACCAGUAAUUCAUCACCAACAGGAGUAGCUUCGGCUCGAGCAAAUUACGCCAAAGAAAAUCCACUUUGGACUGAAAAUGGGUCAAAAUAUUACGAAGAACAAGAAUUAUCUUAUCGAGUUGCACCUUCAACUGGACCAGGGUCAGUCUAUGACGGUUGUCUACCCACCGAACCUUCAUCAAUGUCAACAACCAAUUUAAUACCACCAGAAACAGAAUCAAACCAUUACGCUUCUUUGGGUGUUCGAACUCGAGUUCGACAACGAGUACCACAAAUACCAAUCUCCACUCUACCGAUCAAUAAUCAACAGGAUACAUCUGAUUCUCAUGAAUAUCAUGAAUUAUCACCAAGAAUUUCACCCGAUAACAUGGACACAACUAAUCUUGUCGAGGGCGAGGUUAAUCCGUACGAUAACUUUGGUCAACCACAGUUAAUUGGUCAUUUACUGUAAAUACAAUUGAUCAAUAGUAACACAAAUUAUGAUAAAAAAUAUUUUCGUUUAUCAACUUUGGUUAGAAUCAAUUUCUAACUAAUAGAUUCUAUUAUUUUAAAUUGCUCAUGUAAAGCUUUUAUUUUUUAAUUGGUUAAUUUAUUGUUUUCUAUCCUUCUGCUUAAAGUAAUGAUUAAAGUAACUUUUCGAACUUGAAAAU
This is a messenger RNA of Panonychus citri (citrus red mite), 7183 nucleotides long. Its product is annotated as cadherin-87A-like. Gene Ontology annotation, cellular component: plasma membrane. Gene Ontology annotation, molecular function: calcium ion binding. Gene Ontology annotation, biological process: homophilic cell-cell adhesion. The record is from RefSeq and is a predicted model, not a curated record. NCBI's taxonomy places the organism in Eukaryota, Metazoa, Arthropoda, Arachnida, Trombidiformes, Tetranychidae. The transcript has a single exon. The coding region runs from base 664 to 6984 and encodes 2106 amino acids.